Messenger RNA from Aspergillus versicolor CBS 583.65, 1214 nucleotides. RefSeq names its product alpha/beta hydrolase. The transcript has a single exon. Lineage: Eukaryota; Fungi; Ascomycota; Eurotiomycetes; Eurotiales; Aspergillaceae. Bases 254 to 1027 code for a protein of 257 amino acids. The record is from RefSeq and is a predicted model, not a curated record.
UUCGCCCCCACGUCGUCAGCCGCACGUAAACAGCAAAGUGGAUCGCCAAGCAAAUGCCUAACGUCCAUCCGGUAAGCGUCCCGAGGUAUGUUCCUCCUAAUAGGCUGGUAUUCUGGUGGGUUGUGAUCCAGUUUGCUCGCUUAUCCAUAUAAUCGGAGUACUCCGGAGUACACUCCAGUAAGCAGCCUUUAAGUUCAAGAGGUAUGAAAAGCCAGUUCUCCGCUGAUGUUCCCCGUUAUGUUUACCAUCAGCCAUGGCUCAGACACCCACACUGUUAUUUAUCCACGGUGCGUGGCAUACCCGCGACUGUUGGUCCAAGGUUAUCCCUGCCCUGGAGAAACACGGCUAUCGUUGUGUCGCCCCCCAGGUUGAAUUCUCCGGUACAGAGACCCCAGUCACCUCUGCCGCUGGAAGUAUAAACCAGAUUCAAAGCAUCAUAAUCGACGAGACGAGCAACGGACGCAAUGUGGUCGUGAUCAACCAUUCUUUGGGCGGCGUCGUGGGCUGUUCAGCUGUCAAGGGCUUCACCCGGAAGGAUCCAUCACGACUGGACAACAAUUCUGGGAGCGUCGUUGGCAUCAUCCAGCUCUGCGCCUUCACCCCGCCGCCAAAAUCCGCCGAGUACGAAUUUUUCGGUCCCAUCGUCGAAUCUCGCGCGGCCUUUCACUAUUCGAGUCCAGAUGGCUGGGACUAUAUCGAACCCAACGUCGACAUCAAUGAUUUAUUUUAUAACGAUCUUUCCCCCGAGGAAGCUGAUAUGUGGAAAGGGCGCCUGGUCAAGCAGUCCUCUGCUUGCGUUAAAGAUAUUGAGAAUUUCUACCCUGGUUGGUUGGAUGUGCCAGUCUCUUAUAUUUUGACCACCCACGACAAUGCGCUCCCCGUGCACGCCCAGGAAGCAUUGGUUGCCGCGUCAAAGAAGGCUGGUGCAUCCAUCACAUCCAAGCGAUUGGACUCCGGCCACAGUCCAUUUUUGAGUAGGGUUGAUGAAACUGUGAAUCUGUUCCUCGAGGCGAUAGGGGAGUUCUGAAGCUACAAUCGAUCUAUGGCGAAAGUUCAGGAGCGUUUAAUCAUCCAAUGCAGACAUUGUAUAUCAUAGGUCCUUCAUAAAUGCGUAUAAGAAUAACUACGGCAAAGGCAACAUACCAGGGAACUGCUCGGCGCCUUCGAUAGGGUUGAGCCAGCUCACCCUGUUGCUCGUGUACAGUUCCACCACA